AUAGGAAAGGAGAAGGCAUACUACCAAAUGGGCAACGAUGAUAAUGGAGCAUGGCAUUGGAACCUUACAUGGAGAAGAAGUUUGUUCAAUUGGGAAGUUGAAGAAGCCUGGAAAUUUGGAAAUAUGUUAGAAGGCAUGAAGAUUUCUCCUGGUUACCCUAACAGAUGGGAGUGGAUACAUAGCAAGGAUGGCCACUACUCAACCAAAAGAGCUUACUCAUUCUUAACAAAAGAGCAGUGCGGACCAUAUGGAGAUAUGACUUUUAAAAGAAUAUGGAAUCCUAUUCUCCCAAGCAAAAUUUCUGCAUUCAAUUGGCAAUUAUUGUUGGACAGAAUACCAACUAAGUUUAACUUGAUAAAAAGAGGGAUUGUCAAAAACUUCGGAGAAGGAAAAUGUACAAUGUGCAAGGAAGAGGAUAAGGAUGUUGCCCAUCUGUUCUUGAAAUGUAAGGUAGUUAGAUGGCUAUGGGAGGAAUGUGCUAAAUAGUGGGG
Messenger RNA from Rubroshorea leprosula, 491 nucleotides. NCBI's taxonomy places the organism in Eukaryota, Viridiplantae, Streptophyta, Magnoliopsida, Malvales, Dipterocarpaceae. The record is from the annotation of a GenBank genome assembly.